Messenger RNA from Zingiber officinale, 1919 nucleotides. RefSeq names its product protein trichome birefringence-like 10. Bases 232 to 1590 code for a protein of 452 amino acids. Gene Ontology annotation, cellular component: Golgi apparatus. The transcript has 4 exons. NCBI's taxonomy places the organism in Eukaryota, Viridiplantae, Streptophyta, Magnoliopsida, Zingiberales, Zingiberaceae. Gene Ontology annotation, molecular function: O-acetyltransferase activity. The record is from RefSeq and is a predicted model, not a curated record.
GGAGGAGGGAUCGGUGAUUGUUUACUUUCCGUCAUCUUUUCCCAUUUCAAGAUCGACCCAAAUUUGAAGUCUUCCGCUGCAUCAUCCGCUUUCCGUUUAUUUGGACGUCUUCGUCAUCGACACUCCAUUCCUUACUUCUUCGGAGGAUUUCCUCCUCCCUCGCCCCUUUUCCCUUCUUCCCGCCACAGAGUCACCGUCCCGGCAGAUCACUCGCCGGAGCGAAUACUACUGAUGGCGGCCCCUGCCGCCUCCUCUUCGCAGGCGCCCGAGGAGGAGAAGGGAGGUGCCGGAGAGGAUCGACCGGACGCGCGGCGGAGGCGGGCGAAGCCCUUCGCGCACGCCGGUUCCCUGGGCGUCUUCGUCCUGGUCGCCGCCGCCCUCGUUCUCCUCGUGCUGCCGCGCCUCCCGCACUCGGACUUCUACGGCCUCGUGGUCCUCCUGAGGCAGACCCCGCUGGCCGCCGCGGGGCGGAAGGGGGGAGGGUUGUGCGAUUGGUUUGAGGGCAAGUGGGUGUGGGAUGAGGAGCGUCCGCUGUAUGCCUCCGAAGGCUGCGCGUUCUUGGACGAGGGUUUCCGCUGCUCCGAGAACGGGAGGCCCGAUCGAAUGUACACCAAAUGGCGGUGGCAGCCCGCCGGCUGUGAACUCCCCAGAUUUGACUCGAUCAAUUUGCUGGAAAAGCUACGGGACAGAAGAUUGGUCUUUGUGGGCGAUUCAAUUGGAAGGAAUCAGUGGGAGUCCCUCCUCUGCAUGCUUUCUACUUCGGUUUCAAACAAGAGCACAAUCUAUGAAGUAAAUGGCAGAUCUAUUACGAAACAUACAGGCUUCUUUGUUUUCAAAUUUGAGACAUACAACUGCACAAUUGAAUAUUAUAGAUCUCCAUUUCUGGUGCCCCAAGGUCAUCCCCCUGUAGGUGCACCCAAAUAUGUGAAGACUACUCUCAGACUGGACUUCUUGGAUUGGACAUCAAAAACUUGGAAGGAUGCUGACAUCUUAAUCUUCAACACAGGGCACUGGUGGAACUACGAGAAGACCAUUAGAGGGGGUUGCUAUUUCCAAGAGGGUGAUCAGGUGAAGACAAAGAUGAGUGUAGAAAAUGCUUAUCAAAGAUCAAUUCAGACUUUAUUUAAGUGGAUUCAUAAAGAAGUUAAUAGGAAUAGAACUCAAGUCAUCUUCCGUACAUAUGCUCCUUCUCAUUUCAGAGUUGGUGACUGGAAAAAUGGAGGGAGAUGUCACUUGGAGACACUACCAGAUUUGAGCCCUUUGCCAUUAUCCUUAGAACCGUGGGAACAUUACCUGGAACCAUUUAGGGAAGUUCCCUCGGAGAAUUUCACAGCAAAUGAAGUGCUAAAACUGGAUCUGCUGAAUGUGACACAGAUGACUGCUCGUAGGAAAGACGGUCAUUUAUCAAGAUUUUACCUUGGUAUUUCUGCUCUUGCUCCACUUCGCAGGCAAGACUGCAGCCACUGGUGCUUACCUGGAGUUCCCGAUGCAUGGAAUGAGCUACUGUACGCACUUAUAAUGCAACGGGAGUCGAUGAUGCGUAAGAACAUGGCCAUCAUGGGCACCACAAGGGUAAAGUUGGCCCCUUAAAGACUCCCAACUCUAUUUAUUAACUUGGCACUGAUUUUGCAGAUGAUGGAAGAUUAUUUUUACUGAGAAAUCUUCUACAGAGUGCAACCCACCAUUGUUAAAAAGGAUCAUUUUCUCAUGUUGAGAAUGCUUCUCCAUAUAGCAUAUCAUCGCUGGAUUAUGUACUUCCAAGUUUGGAAUCACCAAAUACACGAGUAAUAACAGGGGAAUCACAAAACAUUUAUUACUGAGAAACUUACAGCUUAGAAGUUCAGUUGCUGGUGAGCUUGGUUGGCUGUAAUUAUUAACAUUUUCUUUGAAUAAGAAUCACACAAUCUUUCGAUUUUCAA